Molecule: messenger RNA, 1623 nt
Organism: Talaromyces stipitatus ATCC 10500
Lineage: Eukaryota; Fungi; Ascomycota; Eurotiomycetes; Eurotiales; Trichocomaceae
Product: pantothenate transporter, putative
Exons: 6
Coding region: 115-1623 (502 amino acids)
Biological process (GO): transmembrane transport
Cellular component (GO): membrane
Molecular function (GO): transmembrane transporter activity
Source: RefSeq, a predicted model, not a curated record
CCAUGAUCAAAGUUCUAUUAAUACGGACAAGUAAAAGGGGAAUUUAUACUGAGACGUCUUCUAGCAGAGAAAUCUUCUUGCAGCUGACUAUUAGAGGUCUGUUUUGGCGCAAACAUGGACCCGCCGCAGGAGAAACCCGACGAUACGAGUGUUGGGGACAUCGAAGCUGCUAAUACCAGAGAAGAAAUAUCGAUGUUCAGAAUAUAUGGGAAUGAUAUGCAUGAAAUGACAGUCCUUACUGCCGAAGAAAUCAAAGAUGAAAGGCGGUUUGUGCUAAAACUUGACAUGAUCGUGUUACCGCUCAUAGCGGUGAUGUACUUUCUUGCUUCUCUUGACCGAGGAGAUAUCAGCAAUGCAGCGAUUGCGGGAAUGAAUACUGAGCUACACAUCAACCCUCGUCAGCUGAGCAAUUGCAUCGCGUUCUUUUACAUCGGUUAUAUUGUCUUCCAGAUUCCUGGGGAUAUUUUCUUGAGAGCGAUUGGACCGAAUGUUCAGUUAGGAGGUGCAAUGAUAGGGUGGGGUUUAGGGACUACAAUGCUUUGUGAAGCAAAAACCUGGAAAGUAAUUGCCGGCCUCAGGUUAAUGAUCGGUGCCAUUGAAGCAUUCUUACAAGUUGGGCCAUUGUUCUUGACGCUGUGGUAUCGAAGAGAAGAACUUGCAACUCGGGGAGCCAUCUUCUUCUCUAUGAUGGCUGUCGCGGGUAGCAUGAAUGGCCUAAUAGCCUACGGCGUUGAGCAUAAUCUGAAUGAGGAGCACGGAUGGGGAGCCUGGAGAUGGAUCUUCCUCAUUGAAGGAAUUAUGUCAAUUGGCAUGGGCUUUGUUGUCCUGAUACUGCUUCCUUCUGUACCAGAGAAGGCCACAUGGAUGUUCUCCGUGAAAGAACAACAGAUAGCAUUGCGCAGGUCUAGGGAAGCGUUCAACGUAGCUCAUAGCAAGCUUCAGCCGAAGCAGCUGAUUGCCGUGAUCAAGGAUCCCAAAGUUUGGUUUUAUGCGUUUUUGUAUUCGUGCAUGAAUAUCAGCCUCGCGUCCUUCUCAAGCUUCUUGCCCGUGAUCCUUAAUUUGCUCGGAUACUCGACACUACGGACCCAACUACUGACAAUCCCGAUCUAUGUUGUGACUGGAGUGUUCACUGUCGCUAUAUGCACCCUGUCAGAUAGAUUGAGAAAUAGAGGUAUCUUCCUCAUAAUUUCAUUUCUCCUAGCGGCCAUAGGCUGGCUGCUACUGCUCGUUAGUGAGUCUACGGAUCUGUCCUUUGGGAGUACAUUCUUAGUCGGAAUGGGUACAUACCCAGCGGUGGUUCUGAUUCAGAGUUGGAUGAAUUCCAAUAUCAUAGGAUUUACAAGAAGAGCUGGCUCACUUGGCUUUAUUAUGGUAUUCGGACAAAGUUUUGCGCUUAUGGGAACUGAAAUUUUCGACGACGCCCCCCAUUAUUACAAGGGAAAAGGACUCUCGCUGGGGGCUAUGGUUGUUGCGGCUGCUUUUACGUUAUUGUUCGUGUUCUACCUAAGACGACUGAAUGACCGCAAGAGGCUCGAGCAGGACAGCGAGGAGGCGCAAGCGAAACGAGCUUUGAGUUUGGAGGAAGUCUGCGAUGACCAUCCGGAUUUUAUAUUCUGGUAUUAG